Messenger RNA from Linum trigynum, 1485 nucleotides. NCBI's taxonomy places the organism in Eukaryota, Viridiplantae, Streptophyta, Magnoliopsida, Malpighiales, Linaceae. The record is from the annotation of a GenBank genome assembly.
CAGUUUUAACUGCAGAUACAUUGCCAAAAUGCUGCAAUCUAUCGUAUGAUUUGCACAAUAUGCUCGAUUCGAAUCCACACCUCAGCACGCUACAGAAACAAAACAAAACAAUCCCUGUAUUACUGCUUCGCAGGACCACUAUACUUUAAGAGUUGGUAAUGAUGUCGACGCCAUUGAUAAUCCAUCAACAGAACAGACAAAUGCAGAGACAGACAAAAAGCACGACAAUUUUUCUUUCCUUCACAUUACAAUUACAUCCCGCCACUAUGCUCUGCUUGAUCACUGAUAACUUGUUUUUUCUCCCCUUCCAUUGUCGUUUUAUCUUUUUGAAUCUGCACCAAGGAAUCCCUGCUAGUGCAUGAAAAAUAUCACCCCCCACUACGACAAAAAAGAACACCACUAAGACUACCAGCAUUCCCAUCCCUUAAAGAUGGCGUCCGAGAAACAUGUACAAAACACACAACUCAGCCCACCACCAGGAAAUGUAACCCUCUCCCUCGGCAUCUCACAUGGCUUCCAAUCAAAUACGGUCUUCUACUACCUCUGCUUCUCUGCCCUGCUUUCUACCGUCAGCAACAGCGAAACAAGCUUCUUGUUUGUGUCUGUCGCUGCGUUGCACUACAGACCCACACGGUUUGGAGCAAUCAAAUCAGGGGUGGAUCUUCCGAAUGAAGAGUCUCGCGACCUUCGCGAAGUUCCGUCUGUCUGUUCUGAGUGGGAUUUGCUAGCUUCCCUUGUGGGAGGUGAGUGUGAUAUGCUCGCCAGCUGCAGCUGUAGUAGAACGGGCAGCCUGGAGCUGAAUGUUGUACUGUCUCUGAAGGUCUCUCAGCUUAUCCAGGAGUUCUUGGAACGUCGGGCGGCUGGCUGGGUCACUGCAGUUUAUCAAACCCAAAAUAACAGGUUAUAACACGUUAGCCAGUUCGAAGAUUGAAGCAGAGGAGAAUGGGGAAAAUGACUCAAAGACUACAGGUGGGCAGAUGAGAUCGAAUAGGAUCGAAAUGUGAUUCAGAUUGUUCAAUACUUGAAUCCAAGACUUCUUUUCGUUUUCGUUCCAUCUCAUUAAGACUAAAUGUGGAUCAUAUGGGAACGAGAAUCGAAUUGCAUCUAUGCGCUUUGAAGUGAUGCUGGACCUCAAGGUUCCUUGAUUUAUGAUACUGUCCGACGCUACACCAGACCGGAUGCCUGCCUACUACUUAGGAAAUUAACAGUCUAUUAUUACUAAAACGUCGCGGUCAAUAACAAGAUUGACCUUGCCGGAGGGUUGAUUUCACAAGGUACCUCUUUAUGACUUAAAAAUCACACACGAGAUCAACAUCGAUCUCAGACAGAUUUGGCAAAUCUAAAAUGAAACCUUGUUUUCUUGUUGUCUAUUUUACGGGCUAAACUGGGGGGCCAUCACCCACGUCAAAACAGAUAAAAUAUAACAAUAUCCCAAAAACUGCCAAAUUCGUGGUUGGGGACUUGGAAUCAAUCCUAUAACUGGAA